This is a messenger RNA of Linepithema humile (Argentine ant), 1438 nucleotides long. Its product is annotated as venom acid phosphatase Acph-1-like. Gene Ontology annotation, biological process: dephosphorylation. NCBI's taxonomy places the organism in Eukaryota, Metazoa, Arthropoda, Insecta, Hymenoptera, Formicidae. Gene Ontology annotation, molecular function: phosphatase activity. The record is from RefSeq and is a predicted model, not a curated record.
CCCCACUCGACUACAAAGGCGAGUGAGGCGAGAGUAGAAAUAUAAACACCAUCCGCAGAUUGUGCCGUGAAAUCGUCGAUUCCGUACGCGCUGUCGUUCAGGCCGCGCGAAUUAAGUAUCGAAAGUGUUUGUUGAAAACGCCUUCGGGGAGGCAGUCAUUUUCGCGAAGAUGUUACCGAUGCAAUUGGCGAUUCUCGUCGUGUUUCUUAUCAGCUUCGCUGCAUCGGCCAAUCUCGAUGUGGAACUGCAGCUGCUUCAUGUGGUAUUUCGCCACGGUGACAAAGUGCCCCAUCGAGAAUUCCAAAACUACCCCAAUGAUCCGCAUCUCGAACACUCUUACUACCCGAUGGGAAAUGGCGACUUGACCAACCAAGGCAAGAUGCGGGAGUACAAAAUCGGCACGAUGCUGCGUGAGAGGUACGAUCAAUAUUUCGGCCCGGAUUAUUGGCCGGACAAGAUCUAUGCCCGAUCCACGGAAGUUCCACGGACUCAGCUGUCUCUCCAGUUAGUCCUAGCGGGAUUAUUCCCGCCCUCCGAGAGGCAAACCUGGAAUCCACACUUGCCCUGGAUUCCGGCGUACACGUUCUUCGUGCCAUACAAGGUUGACAACCUCUUGUUUCCGCAUUACUGUCAUCGAUACAAGGAAGAAUAUAGACGUUUCCUUCAGCUAGACAGUACAAAAGGGAUGAUCAGCAAAUACAAGAACGUAAUGGAUUAUUUGACAGAUCAUUCUGGAAAAUUGAUCAACAAUACGGAAGCGGUCGCUCACAUGUAUAAUUUAUUGAAAGAAGAAGCUGCACAAAAUUUAACGCUACCAAAAUGGACUCAAAAUGUUUUCCCAAAUCCGAUGGAAGAGAUAAUAGAGUUAGACUUCAAGUUACGAUCAUACACAAAAACCUUGAGGAGAUUAAACGGAGGCAUACUGCUUCGCAAAAUGGUAGAGGACAUUGAAGAGCAUCGAGCAGGAAAAUCGCCACGCGACAGGAAAGCUUUUCUAUUCGGCAGUCACGAAGCUAACGUGGGUGCUCUUGCCUACGCUUUAGGUAUAAACGAACCAGCGAUUCCUGCUUACGGUUCUACGAUCAUUCUAGAGACUCUUCGGGACAAAAAGGGAAGUUACUAUGUCCAGGUUUUACUAUGGACGGGCGUUACGGAGCAACUGAUAGUACAGAAGAUCCCCGGCUGCUUGGAGUUAUGCCCCUUCGAAGAAUUCCUCAACAUCGUGAAGGACGUUCUACCGAAUGACGACGAGUACUACUGCCGGCGGAAUAAAACGGAGGAUCUUAAGCCGAACGCGCAUUAUCGAUCGUCGGCGAUGUGCGUCGCCGAUGACAGAAUCUGGCGAUACAUCUUCCUCGCCGUUCUACUCGCUUUCACAUCAAAAUUCGUGCAAAAGUGAAUUUUACCGACGCGAAUAUAUUCUAGAUAUUUAUUUAUA